GAACGCCAGCGGCUGUUAUGGACCUUUUCGGUCAGCCAGGAAUAAUAAACGGCAAUCCGGGCGAAACCGACCACGACAAGGCAGAUGCUAGUGCGGGAACCUCUUCCUUUUACUUUUCGUUAUAAACAAGGGGGAAAUGGGUUUUUGAUAAACGGAAAUGCCGAGUAAAACUCAGGUUUGACUCACCCUUAGUUUAUUAUUAUUAUUAUUAUUAUUAUUAUUAUUAUUAUUUAUUGCUGUUGUUGUUGUUGCUAUAUUUACCCGGGAGAAGCGCUCGUCUUCGGGUGACCACGAAGUUCGCUUUAGGACCCUGUGAGUUUAUAAAGGGAGAAGGAAGUAAGAUGCUCGCACUUUGAAUGACUCCAUUAACAUCUGCCGCUUGUACUACGCACGGGGCUGCGUGUCUUGCCUGGAAGCCGCUGCUGGUUCCCUGAGAUAUAAAACUUUUUCCUGCAUGGAUGCGGCUGCUGGCAGCUUGAUGGAGCAGCUGGUGACGGAGCUGAACGUCUUGCUGAAGCUGCUGGACCAGGAGACCCUGAGUCCCGCCACGGCCGAGAAGAAGGCGGCCGUCAUCCACCUGCUCAGACGGCUGCCAUCCUCAGUAAAUGGCACUGAUGGUAUCUACAUGAACACCGCGUUCCAUGGAAAUGGCACGAGAUUCGUGGAAUCCCUCUUUGAAGAUUUCGACUGUGAUUUCAAGGAUUUCGGUAAUACAGAGAAGCCGGAGGAACAGAAGAGGGACAGCAUUGUCCCGUCGAAAUCAAGUCUAGAGGAUUCACCGCCCCCUCUGCCCACCACACCCCCCCCAGAAGAAUACUACGAGGUAGCUGAUCCGAUUGGUCCAGACUGUGUGCCCCAAAGCAUUACCCCCCCGAGCAGCUCCAGUCUUGUCAACUCCGUAGAAGACGGCUACUAUGAAGACGCUGAGGAAGGCUACCCCCCCACGCAAAUAAACUGCCUGCACAAAGGUUCUGAAGACGACUCGGACGCCCUGAGCAGCUCUUAUGAGUCGUACGACGAGGACGAGGACGAGGCCAAAGUCCGGCAGCUGAGUCACCGGUGGACCUCGGGGGGAAAGACGGCAGGCCCCGUGAAGCCAUGUCACGUCUGUGCCGUCCUGCUGCGGAAGAGGCGCUUCGGCCAGUGGACCAAGCAGCUGACCCUCAUCCGGGAGGACAGGCUCCUGUGUUACAAGAGCUCCAAGGAUGUCACCCCCUGCAUCGACCUGCCGCUGAACCUGUGCAACGUCAUCUACGUGCCCAAAGACGGCCGGCGUAAGAAGCACGAGCUGCGGUUCUCGCUGCCAGGCAGCGAGGCGCUGGUGCUGGCUGUGCAGAGCAAAGAGCAGGCUGAGGGCUGGCUCACGGUGAUCAGGGAGGUGAGCAGUCAGGGAAACAUAAAUUACGGGAUGGAUGGAUCCAUCUCUCCCAUGAUCCUCCGCAAGAUGGAGCUGGAUCAGGUGACUGUGAUCGAGGGGCUGCUCCAUCACUACCCAGAGAAACUGUCCGCGGACAAGCAGACCACUGACCCCCGCGGCUCGUCCCCCCGCCCCGCCAAGGACGGCCGUGAGCACGCUCAACCUCCAUCUACCCUCUGUAAAGCGAAGCGGGGCGCUCUGUCGGAGCUGACGGGCACGAUGAGCGUGGCGGGGCGUAAAUUCACCCGGAUUAUCAACUUCCCCAGGAAGAAAGCCCCCCUGCCCCGAGCCGCCCCCCCGGAUGAGAAGAAUCCCAGAUGUGGCCUCCUGAGUGUGCUGACGGAGUGCGGCUGGGAGAAGCGCUGGUGCUCCCUGUGGGCCGGCUCGCUACAGGUCCGGUCCGGCUGCGUAGACUCGGGCCCCCCAGUCACGGUGGACCUGUGUGGCUGCGAAGUGUCCUCCGGACUCGACCCCAAGCACCCCUUUGCCUUCCGGAUCCUAAGAGGAGGGUCAGAGGUCAUCACGCUGGAGGCCUGCUCCUGCGAGGACAUGGGCCGCUGGCUCGGGCUGCUGCUGGCCGAGACCGGCUGCGGCGCCGACCUUGAUGCUCUGCGCUACGAGUACGUGGAUUUGGAGGCCGUCUCCAGUGUCCGGGACGCGGCCCGGCGCUCAUUUCUGUGGGCGACCUCCACCAGCUCCAUCUCAGUGGGAUCGGAAAUGUACGAUGAGGUGUCUUAUGAGGAAGUACAGCUUGAGGAACAGGGCCGCAAGCCAGUGGCCCAUGGGAAGCUGCUCUCGACGGAUUCCAGCAGGCACUCAAAUAACAGCCUCCAGGACACAAGAAACCACGGCUGGAACACUAACCAUUGCGGGAAGUACGGGAAGACGCGGGCGGAGGAGGAUGCCCGGAGGUACCGAUGUGAGGAGGAGGCGCUGGAGAAGGAGAAGGAGAAUAUCCGUAACACCCUACUCUCACUGCGCAAGGAGAAAAGGGGAGUCAGGGAGGAACUGAAGAGUCCCGCAGGAAGACCGCAGAAGCUUCUGGAAGAGCGUCUAGCCCAGCUCGAGGAGUGCUGUAGGGAGAAGGAGGGCCAGCGGGUGGACGUAGAGUUAAAGUUGACGGAGGUGAAGGAGAACCUGAAGAAAUCUCUGGCAGGAGGCAUGCUGGGGGCGUCUGUGGAGAGCAGGACCACCAGCAAGGCGUCUACACCACAGGUUGAGAGAAAGAAAAGCGAGAGUCCCAACAGUAAUGCAGACCUUCCAGUCAGUAACGGCUCGGAAAUCCGCAAGAGUGCCCUUCCGGUAUACGCAUCCGCGCGAGGAAAUGUCCUGCAAAAAGCCAAGGAAUGGGAGAUGAAGAAAGGAAGCUAGGUGGACGAGGUUUCCUCCCACGGAACUUUCCAAGUGUUCUGAGUGUGGAUCUGUGUUUCUCCUGCCUCUCCCGAUAAAACCGAGCCUGAAAAUCAGUCUUUUUAAUCCCAUGGGCAGAAAUGAAACCUUCCGAUAUACCAGACAGUCGCGUGCAGAUUACAAAGGCGUCCGUCAUUUGGGAAAAUAAUCUGAUGGAUGAAUGGCGAUCAAAAGAUAUAGGUGUAGAUUCAGAAACGUUGCACUAUUUACACUGAUUCCAGAACAUACUCAUCACAGGCUUCCUUCUGAGUUUUGACAUGACUGCCAGAGUAGUGUCAGGCUUUGAUGAGUACGAUAAGGCAGACACUUGAAAAUAUGAGGGCUCCGAUGAAUGAUAGCAUGUGGUUUCAAAAGGCAGUAAGUAAAAAUUAAUGGUUACCAAAAAAAAGUACGAGCUCUUCAGCAAUCUUACAUGGCAGGGGAUUUGAUUUAAUUCUCCUAAAGUUUGUUCUGUUCAUUUUUAGUAAAAAAUUGUCAUAGUUCCUAAAUGACAUUACUUAUGGUUCUGAUUUAAAUAUCUACCUUUAAAAUGUACAAAUGUUGCACUUUAUUUAAUGUUGUUAAAUUCACGUUUCAUUUCUUCAGUGUGAACUGACAGAAAAAAAACAACAAAUAGAAAUACGAUUUCAGAAUUAACUUUUUACACACAUUUCUGUUUACAAUUUGUGUCAUUUCUGUGUGUUGUUUUUAUGUUGUGUACUGUAAAUUUCUUUGCUUUUGAUAAGAAAACUUGCAGAAAGAUCUGUGUAUUGUUAAACCUGAAAACCUAUGGCACGCCACGGUUUUAUGAAUAAAUUCUGCACGUAAACAUUUUCCGUGCUCCCUUCUGGGGGUAUCGGCAUCAAGAAAUUAAAUAUGUCAGUCUUCAUGAAGGCAACGGUAAAGCAAUGCGAAUAAAACAGGUCUGUCGACUGCCAAUGCCUACAGCAAAUCCUGUUUAGACAUUGUGCUGCAUCUCUACCAUAUUUUUAUAUAAUGCUCCCUAAAAUUGGUCUAAAUAAACUGGAUACCUAGAA
Brienomyrus brachyistius is the source of this 3843-nucleotide messenger RNA. RefSeq names its product actin filament-associated protein 1-like 1. Lineage: Eukaryota; Metazoa; Chordata; Actinopteri; Osteoglossiformes; Mormyridae. Gene Ontology annotation, cellular component: cytosol. The record is from RefSeq and is a predicted model, not a curated record. Gene Ontology annotation, molecular function: SH3 domain binding.